Messenger RNA from Manis pentadactyla (Chinese pangolin), 4504 nucleotides. RefSeq names its product C-type lectin domain containing 14A (gene CLEC14A). Gene Ontology annotation, cellular component: external side of plasma membrane; extracellular matrix. Gene Ontology annotation, molecular function: extracellular matrix protein binding; extracellular matrix binding. The record is from RefSeq and is a predicted model, not a curated record. Bases 1521 to 2996 code for a protein of 491 amino acids. Gene Ontology annotation, biological process: cell migration. The transcript has a single exon. Lineage: Eukaryota; Metazoa; Chordata; Mammalia; Pholidota; Manidae.
GGUGGGAGCAUAUACAUGUGAUUCUGAAACCUUCCUUGCCACCUCCCUCAUUAAACUGAACAGCGUGAGUUUAAAAGUUUACUAUGCAUUAUUCAGGGAUGGCAACUUUCAUUCUGGUUAUAGUUAAAAGCAUCAUGAAUCCUUUAAAAUCUUAGUUAAAACUCUUCAUGUAUUUCUAAUCGCAACAUAUUUGGUCGCUGUGAGUCAAGAUAGUAUAUUUCCUAAAAUGAUGCAGAAUUAUCUAAGUAAUAAGAAAAUCCUUCCCUAGACAGUUCAGUGUUUCACCUUUCCUUCCUUUACUCAUCUUUAAUUCCUCCCCAUUUCCAAUUGUGUUGAAGUGUUUAUAUGAAAACAGAACACACAUGGGAACUCUGAAGAAACUGACUCACUCAUCUUUUAAGUUGCAGGGUAUUUAUUUUUACAGUAUAUAAUAUAUGUUAUAAAGUAAUAAAUAUUUUAAUUUUUUAAGGAUAUUGAACUCUAGUGUCUCUUAAAGUGGGCUUUUACAACUUACUGCUACUGAUGGUGGCACUUAAUCAUAGGAGAAGGUGGUACUAAAAUAGUUCAAGGAUAAAAUCACACAUGGGGUAGUUCUCAAACAAUAGGCCACUAUUUCAUUUAUACACAUAACCUGUAAACUUGAAGUUAUGAACCAAUAUAAUGGUAAAGAAAUCUGACAACAUAGCAGUUAAGAUGGAUGGCCAUUAUUUCACGUUUGGGCCUAGGAAUACAUUUCCUUUCCUGAAUAAACCAAUAAGGCUAUUCCAGUGAGAAACAAAUGGAAGCGAAAAAUAAGCAUUUGCCUUAGAAGCACUGACCGAAAAAGCAGUAUUCCCCAUUAAGAAACCCAAAAGGAACUCUGAAUUCUUCGACUAGCAAUUAGCACGCAAGCAUCUCAUCUGACAGAAUAAGGAAGCAGAGCCGGGGAAGGGACUGGUGGUUUAAUGGCACUGCCCCUGGUGGCGAAGGGAGAGGCUUCCAUUUCUCACCAGGCUUUCUCCGCUUCCGUCGCAGGCCCGACCCCGACCACGUUGUUUUGAGGCCAAGCCCACCGCUCCGGACUGAGCACAGUGGGCGGGCGUGGGCUGCCAGCAAGUCCCUCGCCUGCAGGCCUUCCUGUCAAUGCCACCAAAGUGUUUCGGGCUCUGAGGUCCUUAGCUUUCCCUAAGGUGGGAAAACGAUACAUUGUCCAGGGGCGACUUUUUCUUUUUCUUCUGCUCUGAGCAGCCGUUUGACCCUCUGGCGGACUGCGUUCCCCGUGCCCCGGCGCCAGCUGUGUUCCUGACCCCAGAGUCAGUCAGAGCCGCACGGGGCCUGGCAGGCUCCGGACCCAUUUCCUGUCGCGGCCUAAGGGAAGCUGUUUGCCGCCAGGCCCGGGUGGGGACGGCUGGAGGCUGAGGGCCGGCGGGCGCGGGGCCGAGCCAGCUGUGGGGGGCGGGGACGGCGCUCCCGGGACAGCUCCGCGCCUUGGGGCGGGACAGACCCAGGCUGGGAGCAGCGGGGCACGCGGGGCCCCCAAGAUGAGGCCGGCGCUCGCCCUGUGCCUCCUCUGGCAGACGUUCUGGCCCCGGCCCGGCGGGGGCGAGCACCCCACGGCCGACCGCGCGGGCUGCUCGGCCUCGGGGGCCUGCUACAGCCUGCACCACGCUACCAUCAAGCGGCUGGCGGCCGAGGAGGCCUGUACCCUGCGCGGCGGCGCGCUCAGCACGGUGCGCGGGGGCGCCGAGCUCCGCGCGGUACUCGCGCUCCUGCGGGCAGGCCCGGGACCCGGAGGGGGCUCCAAAGACCUUCUGUUCUGGGUGGCGCUGGAGCGCCGGCCAUCCGACUGCACCCUGGAGAACAAGCCGUUGCGGGGUUUCUCCUGGUUGUCCCGCGACGUCAGCGGGUCGGAAAGCGACACGCUGCCGUGGGUGAAGGAGCCCCAACGCUCCUGCACGUCUCGGAGUUGCGCGGGACUCCAGGCCACCGGGGGAGUUGAGCCCAGAGGCUGGAAGGAAAUGCGAUGCCGCCUGAGAGCCAACGGCUACCUGUGCAAGUACCAGUUUGAGAGCUUGUGCCCUGCGCCGCGCCCCGGGGCCGCCUCUAGCUUGAGCUACCGCGCUCCCUUCCAGCUGUACAGCGCGGCGCUGGACUUCAGUCCCCCCGGCACCAAGGUGAGUGCGCUGUGCCCGGGGCAGCUCCCCAUCACAGCCACGUGCCUCGCGGACGAGGUCGGCGCCCGCUGGGACGGGAUACUCUCCGGGGCCGCGCUCUGUCCCUGCCCCGGGAGGUAUCUCCGUGCUGGCAAAUGUGCAGAGCUCCCUGACUGCCUAGACGAAUUCGGAGGCUUUGCCUGCGAGUGUGCUGAGGGCUUCGUGCUGGGGAAUGACAGACGCUCUUGUGUAACUAAUGGGGAAGGACAGCCUACCCCUGGGGCAACCAAGGUGCCCGCCAGGCACCUGCCGGCCACUGCAGCCAGCCCCUUGCCGAAGAGAACGCGGUCACCCAGGGUCCAUGAGAAGCCAGGAGAAAUACCCCAUGUCCCGGCACAAGGCAGUUCAGCAACAUCUAUUCCCAAGAUUCCUCAGUGGGGAGCACAGAGCACGACAUCUACACUUCAAAUGUCCCCUCAAGCCAAGUCACAGGCCGCCAUCACCUCUUCAGCAAGCGUGAUCUCCAAGUUUAACUCCACGUCUCCCUCCACUGUUCCCCAGGCUUUCGAUUCCUCCUCCACCGUGGUCUUCAUCCUUGUGAGCAUAGCGGUAGUAGUGCUGGUGAUCUUGACCAUGACAGUACUGGGGCUUUUCAAACUCUGCCUCCACAAGAGCCCUUCCUCCCAGCCGAGAAAGGGGGUUUUGGUCCCUCGGGGUGUGGAGGGUGAAGCAGAGGCCCCUGCUUCUCGCUCCAGUUCUGCACAUUGCACAGACAAUGGGAUGAAGGUCGGGGACUGUGGUCUGCGGGACAGAGCAGAGGGCACCUCAUUGACAGGGUCGUCUCUUGGUUCUAGCGAAACAUAAGGAAACGGGACACUGAGCACUUCUUGAGAGCAGUUUUUCAGUGUGAAGGGAAAAGAAAAGAGGAACUUGUUUGUGGACCUGAUGAUUCCUACAGAAAUCCCCCUUCCCCUAAAUUUCCUCUGCUCCACUGAGGAGUUAAAUCUGAACCGGACACUCAUUCCCUGCAAGUGGAAGAGGGUGGAAGUGCCUUAGGGUACAUAGUACUGGGGGCCGGGAUCCUGCUGGGGAGAAGUAUUUUCUUACAUUUGUUCUGCGGGGUUUGGACAAGUGGUUGAACUUUUUAAGACACUGUAAACAAAUAGAAAACUACAAUUUAAAAAAAAUUUAUUUUUUUAUCGAAAUGGAAAGGCAACCUUUCAUGUACAUUGUUCAGGCUGGGAAUAUGUUGGUUUGAAAUUCAAAGGCAAAAAAACAAAAGGUUGUUGAUAAAGCAGACUCAAAUAUCAUUGGUUUCCUGGAGGAGUGAUUAUACAGGGAGAAGAGCUGAGAGGCUAGUGGGAGUAGCAACAAGAGCACAUCCUACAUUUAGACUGAAGGGGAAAUCUUCAAGUCCUUGUAAUAAGGAGUAGGUCUUUAAGAACUAGUAACUUUGUCCUUGGUUCUUUCAUACUUCGAAAGUCACUGCUACUUGUGUGCUCUGCUAUAAAUCCAAACUGUAUUGAUGCCAGAGUUGCUGGCUCCAGAAUCAAAUUAGAGUUGACCGCCAAUUCAAGUGUUAACUGUGUCCUUGCUCAAGGAAACAAAUGAUUUGUGUUUUCCUCUUCCAGUGUUUAUGCUCUCCAAUGUAACGACCUCCCCAACCAAAUAGCUCUCUUCUAAACAUCAGGAUGCUGAUCCUCACUUCCAAUUAUGGCAAUGUUAAAUUUCAAUUAAAACGUUAAUGCUAAGUAUUGAUUUGAAAUCUCCUGGGUGCAUUAAAGCAAAAGUAAGCUGGAUUUCCUCAAAAGUUGCUAGGUUCUUGUGCACUGUUGAAUCCAGGGAAAAAUUUGAAUUCCAUGCCAUUUCCUAAACCCCGCUAAUGAAAAUGUGUUCAGGGACCACACAUGCCCAUCUUGGAAUGAUUACAAUUUAACAAGAGUCUACAUGGACAAAGAUGUGGCAAACAGCUUUCCAUGGGAUUUAACAGUACAAGAAAUAAGUGGUGAAUACAAGUAUCUAUCAUUUGUUGGACUUGGGGUAUCAGGAAGUAACCUAAAUGAAGAAGAAUUCCUCUAAAGACAAUUAAGAUGUAAUAAUAAUCAUCAUCACUAUCUAGAAGAAUUGAGACCCCCAGAAAAAUCACACUUCUACUAGUAUACUAAGACUUUAAAACUAAGUGUGUAGGGGUUGGUGCAUAGAAAGAGGUAGAGAAACAAGCUGAGUAACCAGGAAGAAAGAAAAUGGUAGGUAAUUUACACUGUAUUUUCAUAGAACCAUUUUGAUGUUCUUAAGUGUGCAAUGUAUAAUAUGUAUUUUUUGUAAUAUAUAUGGUAUAUUUUUUAACAAUAAAGGAAUAAAUUAAAAGGUAA